CGGGGCGCGGCGGGUGCGGGACUCGGCGGGCACCCGCGCUCCGAGAGGCGUCGGCGCGGCGCCGACGGGAGGAGCCCCGCGCCGCAGGACGCGCAGCCGGCCGGGCCGCCCAGGAAGCAGGAGUAUGUAAGCUACGUUGUGGUGUUUCUUAAUUUGGAUUCAUUCGAUGGCUACUUGACUUGCCUGCGGGAGGACUCUCUGCUCUUAUAGUUCCUGUCACUGGUUCUCCUCAAAUUCAUUGAUUCUCUGCUUGAGUGUCAUUUUCAAGUCAUUGAGCAUUGAUAUGAUACCUGUCCUAUAUACUUCUUCAGGAAUUGAUGCGUGUACGUGGUGGGUCAUUAUGCUGCUGCACCUGUGUAGUGUGAAGAAUCUGUACCAGAACAGGUUUUUAGGCCUGGCUGCCAUGGCAUCUCCAUCGAGAAACUCACAGAAUCGACGCCGCUGCAAAGAGCCGCUGCGACACAGCUACAGCCCUGGCCAGCUGCACAGCAUGGCCCUCAGAACAGGCCCCCACGGCACCGUGACCAUCCCCCGCUCCACCAGCGACACCGACCUGGUCACCUCAGACAGCCGCUCCACGCUCAUGGUCAGCAGCUCCUACUAUUCCAUAGGACACUCGCAGGACCUGGUGAUCCACUGGGAUAUAAAGGAGGAGGUGGAUGCUGGAGACUGGAUUGGCAUGUACCUCAUUGAUGAGGUCUUGUCAGAAAAUUUCCUGGACUAUAAGAACCGCGGAGUCAAUGGUUCUCACCGGGGUCAGAUCAUCUGGAAGAUUGAUGCCAGUUCUUAUUUUGUGGAACCUGAAACUAAGAUCUGCUUCAAAUAUUACCAUGGAGUAAGUGGAGCUCUGCGAGCUACCACCUCCAGUGUCACAGUCAAAAACUCUGCAGCCCCUAUUUUUAAGAGCAUUUGUUCUGAUGAAGGUGUUCAAGGGCAAGGAAGUCGCAGGCUGAUUAGCUUUUCUCUCUCAGAUUUCCAAGCUAUGGGACUAAAGAAGGGGAUGUUUUUCAACCCAGACCCUUACUUGAAGAUUUCCAUUCAACCUGGGAAGCACAGCAUCUUCCCUGCCCUCCCUCACCACGGGCAGGAGAGGAGAUCGAAGAUCAUAGGCAACACUGUGAACCCCAUUUGGCAGGCUGAGCAAUUCAGCUUCGUGUCCUUGCCCACUGAUGUGCUGGAAAUUGAGGUGAAAGACAAGUUUGCCAAGAGCCGCCCCAUCAUCAAGCGCUUCUUGGGAAAGCUGUCGAUGCCUGUUCAGAGACUCCUGGAAAGACAUGCAAUAGGGGACAGAUUGGUCAGCUACACACUUGGUCGAAGGCUUCCAACAGAUCAUGUGAGUGGACAGCUGCAAUUCCGAUUUGAGAUCACUUCCUCCAUCCACCCAGAUGACGAGGAGCUAUCGCUGAGCGCCGAGCCCGAGGCGAACGGCGGCCCCGAGAGCGGUGCGGAGGCGGCGGGAGCCGAGCGGGGCCCCGGGCCGGACCGGGAGCCCGAGCCAGAGGCGGCGGAGGCGGAGGCGGAGCGCGCGGAGCUCGCCGAGGAGCCGCCCGCGAGCCCGGCCGAGAGCGCCGAGGGCGCCGAGCCGCCGCCCGCGAGCCCGGCCGAGCCCGCCGAGCAGCCGGCCGAGGGCGCCGAGGAGCCGCCCGCGAGCCCGGCCCAGAGCGCCGAGGAGCCGGGCGGGGCCGGCCCGGGCAGCGCGGCGGAGCCGGGCGGGGAGCGCGAGCCCGGGGAGCCCGAGCCCGGGGAGCGCGAGCCCGGCGAGCCCGAGCCCGGGGAGCCGGGCGGCCAGGGGGAACCGGGGCCCGGCCAGGACGCGCCGGCCCGCGCCGCCGCCAAGAGGAAGUGCCGGCCCUGCUCGCUGCCCGUGUCCGAGCUGGAGACGGUCAUCGCCUCGGCCUGCGGCGACCCCGAGACCCCGCGCACCCACUACCUGCGCAUCCACACGCUGCUGCACAGCCUGCCCUCGGCGCAGGCCCGCGCCGACGACGACGGCCCGGAGGACGAGCCCACGCUCAAGGACGCGCCCGACAAGGAGGCGCCCAGCGAGGGCGACACGGUGGCCGCCGAGCCGCCGGCCGGCGCGGGCGGCGAGGGCGACUGGAGCCCGCGGCCGGGCGCGGGGCCGCGCUGCGAGGCCUGCGACGGGUCCUGCUGCAGCCCCUCCUGCCACAGCUCGUCCUGCUACAGCACGUCCUGCUACAGCUCCUCGUGCUACAGCGCCUCGUGCUACAGCCCCUCGUGCCACAACGGCAGCCGCUUCGCCAGCCACACGCGCUUCUCCUCCGUGGACAGCGCCAAGAUCUCCGAGAGCACCGUCUUCUCGUCCCAGGACGACGACGACGAGGAGAACAGCGCCUUCGAGUCGGUGCCCGACUCCAUGCAGAGCCCCGAGCUGGAGCAGGAGCCCGGCGGCGGCGCGGCGCCCUGGCCCGCCGGCCCCUCGGCCGCGGCCGCCGAAGGUCUGGAGUCCCCCCUGGCAGGGCCGAGCAGUCGGAGAGAAGGUGAAUGUAUUACACUCCAUAAUUCCCAGCCAGUAAGCCAGCUUCCUUCCUUGAGGCCUGAACAUCAUCACUACCCAACAAUCGAUGAGCCUCUUCCACCAAACUGGGAAGCUCGCAUCGACAGUCACGGCCGGGUCUUCUAUGUGGACCACGUGAACCGCACGACCACCUGGCAACGUCCGACAGCAGCAGCCACCCCUGAUGGGAUGCGGAGGUCUGGGUCCACCCAGCAGAUGGAGCAGCUCAAUAGGCGGUACCAAAACAUUCAGAGAACCAUUGCAACAGAGAGACCUGAAGAAGAUUCUGACGGCCAAAGUUGUGAGCAACUCCCAGCAGGAGGAAGUGGCGGAGGUGGAGGGAGUGACUCAGAGGCUGAAUCUUCUCAGUCAAGUCUCGAUCUAAGGAGAGAAGGUGCACUUUCACCAGUGAACUCACAAAAAAUCACCUUGCUUCUGCAGUCCCCAGCAGUCAAGUUUAUCACCAACCCUGAGUUCUUCACUAUCCUGCAUGCCAAUUAUAGUGCCUACCGCGUCUUCACCAGUAGCACCUGCUUAAAGCACAUGGUUCUAAAAGUUCGGCGAGACGCACGCAAUUUUGAACGCUACCAGCACAACCGGGACUUGGUGAAUUUCAUCAAUAUGUUUGCAGAUACAAGACUGGAAUUGCCCCGGGGCUGGGAAAUCAAAACAGACCAGCAGGGAAAGUCUUUCUUUGUGGACCACAACAGUCGAGCUACCACGUUCAUUGAUCCUCGAAUCCCUCUUCAGAAUGGUCGUCUUCCUAAUCAUCUGACACAUCGACAGCACCUCCAGAGGCUCCGAAGUUACAGUGCUGGGGAGGCUUCAGAAGUCUCUAGACACAGAGGAACCUCUUUGUUGGCUAGACCAGGACACAGUUUGGUAGCUGCUAUCCGAAGCCAGCAUCAACAUGAAUUGUUGCCACUGGCAUAUAAUGACAAGAUUGUGGCAUUUCUGCGCCAGCCAAACAUAUUUGAAAUGCUGCAAGAGCGUCAGCCAAGCUUGGCAAGGAAUCAUACACUCAGGGAGAAAAUCCAUUACAUUCGGACUGAGGGUACUCAUGGGCUUGAAAAGUUGUCUUAUGACGCAGAUCUGGUUAUUUUGCUAAGUCUCUUUGAAGAAGAGAUCAUGUCCUAUGUCCCCCUGCAGGCUGCCUUCCACCCUGGGUACAGCUUUUCUCCCCGCUGUUCUCCCUGUGCCUCACCUCAAAACUCCCCAGGUUUGCAGAGAGCCAGUGCAAGAGCCCCUUCACCCUAUCGAAGAGACUUUGAGGCUAAACUUCGCAAUUUCUACCGAAAACUGGAAGCCAAAGGAUUUGGUCAGGGUCCAGGGAAAAUUAAGCUCAUCAUUCGUCGAGACCACUUGUUGGAGGGAACUUUCAAUCAGGUGAUGGCUUAUUCCCGGAAAGAACUCCAGCGAAACAAGCUCUAUGUCACCUUUGUUGGAGAGGAGGGCCUGGACUACAGUGGUCCUUCACGAGAGUUCUUCUUCCUUUUGUCUCAAGAGCUCUUCAAUCCUUACUAUGGACUCUUUGAAUACUCUGCAAAUGAUACUUAUACAGUGCAGAUUAGCCCCAUGUCUGCAUUUGUGGAAAAUCAUCUUGAAUGGUUCAGAUUUAGUGGUCGUAUCCUAGGCCUGGCUCUGAUCCAUCAAUACCUUCUCGAUGCUUUCUUCACAAGGCCCUUCUAUAAAGCACUACUGAGACUACCCUGUGACUUGAGUGACCUGGAAUAUUUGGAUGAAGAAUUCCAUCAGAGCUUGCAGUGGAUGAAGGACAAUAACAUUACAGAUAUUCUAGAUCUCACUUUUACUGUUAAUGAAGAAGUUUUUGGACAGGUGACAGAAAGGGAGUUAAAAUCUGGGGGAGCCAAUACCCAGGUGACUGAAAAGAACAAGAAGGAAUACAUAGAGAGGAUGGUGAAGUGGCGGGUGGAACGAGGCGUGGUACAGCAGACAGAAGCCCUGGUUCGAGGCUUCUAUGAGGUUGUAGAUGCCAGGCUUGUAUCUGUGUUCGAUGCCAGGGAGCUUGAGCUGGUUAUAGCUGGUACAGCAGAAAUCGACCUCAAUGACUGGAGGAAUAACACUGAGUACCGGGGAGGUUAUCAUGAUGGUCAUCUUGUGAUCCGCUGGUUCUGGGCUGCAGUGGAGCGCUUCAAUAAUGAGCAAAGACUAAGAUUACUUCAGUUCGUCACCGGAACAUCCAGUGUACCAUAUGAAGGCUUUGCAGCUCUUCGAGGAAGCAAUGGGCUUAGGCGUUUCUGCAUAGAAAAAUGGGGGAAAAUUACAUCUCUCCCCAGGGCACACACAUGCUUCAAUCGAUUGGAUCUUCCAUCUUAUCCCUCGUACUCCAUGUUGUAUGAAAAGUUGUUAACAGCAGUAGAAGAAACCAGCACCUUUGGACUUGAAUGAGGAAAAGAAAAUUCAACUGACGUUUUCCGGGCCAGUGACAUGACCCUUUUCUGGGAUGAAUCUCCUUCCCCUUUCAACUCUCCUUUGAUUUUGAUAUUCCAUGAUUUUUAUUUCCAAACAAAAUUAUGAUUGACAAAAGCUGUGCAUGAAGAACUGCCUUCUAAGAUCUAGCCUUCAGGCUUCUAUUUUCAGUGAACUGCUAGUCCGUAUGCAAUAUUUUAAAAAGCAGCUGUCUCCAGGUCUGUGUGUAUCUCCACAUACCUCCAUAAUUAACAGUGAAAUAUGAAUGCAAGUUAUGUGACACUUGACCAAAUGGUAAUAAAUGUUUACUUCCAUUUAUAUGGUUUCAAAGAAAAUUUGGACAUUAAGCAUUUCAAGCUUUUAUAUACCUAUAUCUUCUUAGCAGAACCACCAUUUUUCAUAAUUUUCAAUGACCAACUCCAGAACUAGGAGCUGAUGAACUUUUGAUUUUCCUUCCACCCUGUGUACACCAUCCAUCCAAAAACAUCAGUGCAAAACCAAAAGUUUUAUACAUUUCAUGAGUCAUUUGUGGAACUAGCCUAGACAUAUGGUGCAAAAAAGUACUUUCCAACAAAUAAUAACAAGAAGAAAAACACUGCUUGCUAAGGCAGCACAGUGCAUACCAAUGGUUGUGGAGAGUGCGGCUCAGUUUAAAUUCUGAGAAGUCUAGAACAGGGAGCGCGCCUUCAUGAGCAUGCGCCACACGAGAAGCACAAACUCAUUCACAGGUCUAAGAAGGAGUGUCUCACUGUGUAGCAUAAGCAAGGCUCCAUUCCCAUUGUGUUGCGUAUAGUAUGAAGCAACCAGAAGUGGAAAGAUGUGUUCGGUUGAAUAGCUUGAGUUCUGCACUGUUUUGUUUUACUUUGCUUUGUUUACCCUAGUAGUUCUCCUUCAAAAGGAGAAAAAUUGUAUAUAAAUAAUAUCGAUGUUUGUUAAAGCCAGGUAAUUACUUGCUUGGCAAACAAACCAACCUUCAUUUGGUGAUUUUUUAUGCUGUCGUUUGUUUUUGUUUUUCAUAAUCAUGAUUUCAAGUUCCUUCAUAUCCACUAAGGAGCUGCAGAGAGUGAUGGUGCUUGUUAGGGAUCAAGGGCAAUAUAAUACUUCUGCUUAAUUCAGAGCAGUUUUCCUGAAGCAGAGAGUUAACACCCCAAAACCAUUUUGAUUUGUGUUAAAAUGCCCAUUCUCUUUUAGCAUUCAACAUUCUCAUAAAACAUAGCGUUAAAAAAAAAAAGCUGUAGGCUCCAAAGGCAGCCCAGCCUCUUGAAUACGUUUGGAAUAAGAUCCAAAGUAAUGGUCAUUUGAUAUUUUCCUAACCUUGAUACCCAUGUUGUCUGAAAUAUGUCACGAAUGAAAGUGUUUUCUUCACUGGGAAAAGAGCUAAAAGGGCCCCUCUGUUGAUAUGUCACAUUGUUUUCAGUAAGUUUAAAAGGAAGAAAUUUGAAGCAUGUAAGAUGAAGCUAACUUUAUAUGAGGCCAUACUUUGUGUGUUCAUUUCAUCAGUUUGUGUCUGGAGAGUGCAUUUGUUAUGUUCCCUGCACUACAAGAGGAAAUGUUCUUUUGUUGAAAUUCUUUACAAUCCCCAGCAUCCCGACCUGCUGCUCUGCUUCUGCUAUUAGUCAGGGAAUACACAUGCUAUGGAAAGUUAGUGUCUCAUUUUUUGGGCUAAAAUAAAUAUUAAUAAAGAUAGUAAAAUGUUAAUAUUAGAUAAUAUAGGGCUUGAGGAAUCUGUAAAUUCAGUGUAUAUUUUUAAAAGUUAACGAAUUUCCCAUGGAACUCUUAUAAAAUCAUAACAUCAAAAUUAUGCAAAUCAUCUCAUCAUUCUAACUCUGAAUAGCAUCUUCAGUAUAGAAGCGCCAUUUUACUUUUAGAACUUGGUGUUGUGUGUAUGUAAAUAAUUAUUAAUUUAAGCAUUUAAUUCCUUUAAAAAUGUAUUAUUUAUUAGACACUGACAAGGGAGAAAGCUGUUCAAAAAGUGCAAACUACUCCUAGGUAGCUUUACAAUUUAUAUAAUAAAUUUAUCUGAUUAGAUAUCAAUCUAAUGCCUAAUCCACCCAUAUACAGAAAAAAAAUCAAAAUAUCCUAGAAAUUGUAGGAUAAUUUGGACACAAAUUUUUUAAAUGGGGUCAUUCCCAGCUGUGCUGGGAUGUGGGGCAGCCUCUCCUGGGAAUUUUCUGCCUGCAGUGCAGGCCUGACAGUCUGGUGCUCAGGCCCGGCGGUGCUUGGGAGCCACCCCAGAGGUGCUUAGGGGCCACCUAGGCUACACAUUGUGGUGCUUGAGGGGUCCAUAAGGUUCUGGGGAUUGAACUCAGGGCCUCACACAUGCUAGGCAGGUGCUCUUCUACUUGAGUUACCUUUCUGGCCGUACACGAAUUAUAAACUAAACUUUCCUUAGUUCCCCUCAAUGCCAUGGUUCUAGAUCUAUUCCACAAAGCUUUACAGGAACAGAAUUUUAUAAAAAAUUAAAUUUCUGAAA
Molecule: messenger RNA, 7421 nt
Organism: Sorex fumeus (smoky shrew)
Lineage: Eukaryota; Metazoa; Chordata; Mammalia; Eulipotyphla; Soricidae
Gene: HECW1
Product: HECT, C2 and WW domain containing E3 ubiquitin protein ligase 1
Exons: 32
Coding region: 284-4927 (1547 amino acids)
Biological process (GO): regulation of dendrite morphogenesis
Molecular function (GO): protein binding; ubiquitin-protein transferase activity
Source: RefSeq, a predicted model, not a curated record